GAAACUAAGCGUCGUUUGUGAGGAGACAUCGUGACGCGGUACUGUGAAAUGUUGGAGGAAGGUUCGAAUCUUAUUCUCCGUCAUGUUGGACCCAAACGAAUCGAUGCUUCUACUUGUCCUCCUCUUAUGACAUUGAAGAAAGGUAAAACAACAUUCGGACGUCAUCCACGUAAUGAUUACCUGAUUGAUUCUUCCACUUUCAAAAACUUUAUUUCCCGGUGGCACUGCAAGAUCGAACCCUGUCAGCUGGCUGACGGCAAGAUUGUCUAUAAGAUAUUCGAUUGCAGUUUAAAUGGCACCUUUGUCAAUGACUACAGAGUUAGCCAAGAUGGCUGUGUUUUAAAUAAUGGGGACAAAAUCAUAUUUGGCCAUUUAAACGGUUCAAACAUCACAGCUGGCAGCUUCGCUCGACAGCCUAAAUCAAUAUUCCAAUAUGUAUUUCAAGAUAACAAUGACAGUUUGCCAAACUCUCCAAAGAACAAAGACUACAAAAAUAUUUGGUCCAGUCCAUGUUGUAGAAAAGUGAUCAAGUUGGAUCAAGCAAAUUUAUCUUUGGAAUAUUUUGGUGACAGCGAUGUCUUUGACUCUAGUGACAUUGCAUGUGACGAUGAUGAAGAGACAGGAUAUUCUACAGACUUGUGAUACCAUGUAGAAAGGAAAAGAAGAAGAAGAAAAAAAUAGGUGAAUGCUAGUCAAACCAAAAAAAAUGGUCAGUGGAUUGGCAGAAACAGUAGAGCAAAGGGCAAAAUACCUUGAAGUAUUCAGUUACAAGUUCAAAUCCAGCUGACAGCUGAUGAUAUCAUUUGUGUUGAAAUUUCAAUUUAAGUAAGAACACUUUGGUAAAGACCGUCCCAGGUGUGUAUGUGCAUCCGUGUGUGUGUGUGUGUGUGUGUUCUAUUUAAGGGUUGUAUGGAGAGAUUAAAUUAUGUUUAUUUACUUGAAAUUGUUUAGUCAUGGGAGGCAGAAGGGGACAGCGCUUGGACCUUUGCCACAUCCUCCUGCACCAAGGGGAAUGACGCUCCACUGGUUCAACAUCUGUGGGGAGGAGGUAUAGGUGGGGGAUGAGGGUGGAAGAAAAGAAUGUGAGCAUGGAGAUUGCAGGGGUGAUGUUGUCCUGGGGAGAGAAAGGACUGGCCAUUGUAUUUUGUGUGAAAGCUAGGAACUGAGGGAAGGAGAGGAGAUAAGGCCAUUGGGUUAGGGUUAGGGUUCAGAAGAGCAGGGACCAAUGUAGUAUCAGUUGAAAGAAUUGAUGGAGUGGACUGUUUACUAGUGGGUAAACUUUUGUGAUAGUCAGGGGAGUGGCAAUGUGGCCCAGGAUGUUCUUGUGUUUGGAUAGUAGUGUUCUAGUCUUGAUUGAUUAAGAUUAAAGUAUUUUCUAGGCUUUAUAAGAAAACACUAGUCUCUUGGAUGUGCUCUGUGAUGUUUGUGUAUGAAAUAGCAUCAUCAGUGACCCCCAGAUAUCUAAGCAAUACUGUAAUGUGGUCUACAAUGUCUGUGUAGGUAUGUAUGGGUGUGUGUGUGUAUAUAUAUCAACAACAGUUUAAUGUGAUUUAAUAUGAUUAUUGUAUGUAACAGGCAACAUUGUCCCUUAUAUGUAAGCAGUUGUGUAAUGUGGUGUGUGUGUGUGUAUUUAUAUAUAUAUAUAUAUGUGUGUGUGUGUGUGUGUGUGUGUGUGUGCAUGUAUGUAUAUGGUGAUGAUGAUGAUAUAUAUUCUUUGAGUUUGUUUUAUGAGAAACAACUUUGAGCGUACUCAUAAAAGGCUCCUAUACUAUUUUUUUCCCAGCUACUGCUUAUUAUUCUCGUCUUCCAAAGUAAUUUUAGGGGAUGGUUAUCAAUCUUAUUAAUCUGGUGCUGCUAUAGCAUAGGAUGAAUAUAGUAACAACACAAACUUUAAGAUGGAAAUUCAUAAAUACUUUUAUGCAUUGCUAUGUACGUUUCCACAAAGCACGUGCAGCCACAAAAAAAAAAAACAUGUGCUUUGUGGAAACAUACGUAGCAAUACGUUAAAGAAUUUAU
Messenger RNA from Octopus bimaculoides (California two-spot octopus), 2016 nucleotides. Its product is annotated as germ layers disorganized gldi-3. NCBI's taxonomy places the organism in Eukaryota, Metazoa, Mollusca, Cephalopoda, Octopoda, Octopodidae. Gene Ontology annotation, molecular function: protein binding. The record is from RefSeq and is a predicted model, not a curated record.